Molecule: messenger RNA, 3064 nt
Organism: Helianthus annuus (common sunflower)
Lineage: Eukaryota; Viridiplantae; Streptophyta; Magnoliopsida; Asterales; Asteraceae
Product: heat shock 70 kDa protein 18
Exons: 6
Biological process (GO): protein refolding; cellular response to unfolded protein
Cellular component (GO): cytoplasm
Molecular function (GO): ATP-dependent protein folding chaperone; ATP hydrolysis activity; misfolded protein binding
Source: RefSeq, a predicted model, not a curated record
ACUAUUGUAAAAUGAAACUUAAGACACCCAUAUAUCAGCCAUUGUUCCAGCGGACAUUGAAGAUCAAUUUCCUGCCACAACCCUCCAUAAAGCGCACCCUCAUCAGUCCCUAUCCGAACUGGUUCGUCCAAUGAACGAAGUCUGUUGAGUUGCAAGAAGGAACAUCAAAGAUCACGUUAACGGGUUGGAGAACCAGCUUUGAUUGCCAUUAGGAUAAUAUAUUAAGAUGUCGAGAAAAGUUAAAGCAACUCCAGUCGGUAUUGAUCUUGGAACAACAUACUCCUGUGUUGCUGCCUGGUUCGAUCAACACAACCGUGUUGAGAUCCUACCUAAUGAACAGGGUAAUACCAUUACCCCAUCAUGUGUUGCUUUCAACGACACGGAACAUUUGGUAGGUGAGGGUGCCAAAAACCAAAUCACUAGGAACCCUCAGAACACUGUUUUUGAUGUUAAGCGGAUUAUGGGAAGCAGAUUCAGCAAUAUCAGAUUGCAAAAAGACAUAGAAUCGUGGCCUUUUAAGGUUAUUGAAGGAUCUAGUGAUAAACCAGUGAUCGUACUUGAACACAUGGGUGCAAACAAGGAGUUUUCAGCUGAAGAAAUAUCUUCCAUGAUUCUAAAGAACUUGAAAGAGGCUGCUGAGGCAUACCUUGGAACACCUGUUAGAGAUGCAGUGAUUACCGUCCCUGCAUAUUUUAGUGACAAGCAACGCCAGGCAACAAAGGAUGCCGGUACGCUGGCUGGUCUCAAUGUCAUGCGCUUGAUCAAUGAACCCACAGCAGCUGCAGUUGCCUAUGGUCUAGACAAGUUUGCUGAUCCAAACCACCCGCACCAUAAAAACGUUUUAGUCUUUGAUUUGGGUGGGGGGACAUUCGAUGUGUCACUUCUUGCUAUCAGCAAGGAAGGAACCAUAACUGUUAAAGCUGUUGGGGGUGACACUCGUUUGGGUGGAGAGGAUUUUGACAAGGCGAUGGUUGAUCAUUGUGUACAAGAAUUUAAGAGAAGACAAAAUAAAGAUGUCAGUAAAAAUGCAAGAGCAAUGGGAAGGUUGAAAGUUGCGUGCGAGAAAGCAAAGAGGGAUUUGUCUUCAACAACACAAACGUCGAUUUCCAUUGAUUGCUUGUAUGAUGGAACUGAUUUUACGAUGAAAUUCACCCGAGCAAAGUUUGAAGAGCUAAAUGCUAGCUUUUUUAUAAAGUGUAUUGAACAUGUGGAAAGUUGUUUAAGAGAUGGGAAUAUGCAAAAACAUGAUAUUGAUGAUAUAGUCCUUGUUGGUGGGUCAACUAGGAUUCCUAAGGUACAACAAAUGCUAAGGGACUUUUUCGACUCGAAACUACUUUGCAAGAGCAUUAAAGCUGAUGAAGCUGUGGCUUAUGGUGCAGCAGUGUUGGCUGCAAACUUAAGUGGUAUUGGUAAUCAAGUUGUGAAGGAUUUGAUACUUUUAGAUGUGGAAAAAAUUAAAGCAACUCCAAUCGGUAUUGAUCUUGGAACAACAUACUCCUGUGUUGCUGUCUGGUUUGAUCAACAUGAUCGUGUUGAGAUCUUUCCUAAUGAACAAGGUAAUACCAUUACCCCAUCGUGUGUUGCUUUCAACGACACAGAACACUUGGUAGGUGAGGGUGCCAAAAACCAAAUCACAAGGAACCCUGAGAACACCAUUUUUGAUGUGAAGAGGAUUAUGGGAAGCAGAUUCAGCAAUAUCAGAUUGCAGAAAGACAUAGAAUCGUGGCCUUUUAAGGUUAUUGAAGGAUCUAGUGAUAAGCCAAUGAUUGUACUUGAACACAUGGGUGCAAACAAGGAGUUUUCAGCUGAAGAAAGAUCUUCCAUGAUUCUAAAGAACUUGAAAGAGGCUGCCGAGGCAUACCUCGGAACACCUGUAAGAGAUGCAGUGAUUACCGUACCUGCAUAUUUUAGCGACAGACGACAAGCAACAAAGGACGCUGGUACACUGGCUGGUCUCAAAGUUAUGCGCUUGAUCAAUGAACCGACAGCAGCUGCAAUUGCCUAUGGUUUAGACAACUUUGCUGAUCCAAACCACCCGCACCAGAAAAACGUUUUAAUCUUUGAUUUGGGUGGGGGGACAUUCCAUGUGUCACUUCUCGCUAUCAGCAAGGAAGGAACCAUAAGUGUUAAAGCUGUUGGGGGUGACACUCGUUUGGGUGGGGAGGAUUUUGACAAGGCGAUGGUUGAUCAUUGUGUACAAGAAUUUAAGUAAAGACAAAAGAAAGAUGUGAGUAAAAAUGCAAGAGCAAUGGGGAGGUUGAAAGUUGCUUGUGAGAAAGCAAAGAGGGAUCUGUCUUCAGCAAUACAAACGUUGAUUUCCAUUGAUUGCUUGUAUGAUGGAAUUGAUUUUUCAAUGAAGUUUUCCCGAGCAAAGUUCGAAGAGCUAAAUGCUAGUUUCUUUAUAAAGUGUAUUGAACAUGUGGAAAGUUGUUUAAAAGAUGGGAAUAUGCAAAAACAUGAUGUUGAUGAUAUAGUCCUAGUUGGUGUGUCGACUAGGAUUCCCAAGGUACAACAAAUGUUGAAGAAGUUUUUUGACCCGAAACUACGUUGCAAGAGCAUUAAAGCUGAUGAAGCUGUGGCUUACGGUGCAGCGAUGUUGGCUGCAAAGUUAAGUGGUAUUGGUAAUCAAGUUGUGAAGGAUUUGAUACUUUUAGAUGUCACCCCUUUGUCCCUUGGUACCCGUGUCAAAAAACAAGAUAUGGAUGUAAUAAUCCCAAGGAACACACCUAUACCCACCAUGAAAGAGAAAAUUUAUGUGACAGCUAACGAUGACCAAGAAUCUAUUACAGUCGAUGUGUAUCAGGGUGAGUGUCGUAAAGUGAAAGACAACAUCUUCCUUGAUGAGUUCGAUCUUCAUGGUAUUCCACCAGCUCCUGCAAGGAAGCAAGAAAUGAAGGUUUGCUUUAGUAUAGACGCCAAUGGUAUACUUGAGGUCUUGGCUGAGUUGGAAUCUACGGGGAAAAAAAGAAGUACGGUAAUUGAUGGGAGUGGAAAUGUGUCCAAGGAGGACAUUGAGAAGAUGCUAAAAAAGAUUGAGCUUUUUAGAAUUGCAGAUUUAAAUUAA